AUGCAAUCAGACUUGAUUCUUAUACACAUUCGGCUUUUCAACUUCCCCGUUCCAUACAUGCUGUCAGAGUUCGACUCAUUCGUCAACGAUGGGGCGACCAAUCCGAGUGAUGUAUCAAUCCGGAAUCCGGAUGUUCAAUCCGCUGGUGACGCGGGUGCAUCAAGUGCGGUCCCGCUGUUGGCACCGGGCAUCCCCGGUCCACGAGAUGAUGACUCGCGAGAAAAAGAUGUAAAGUUAAUCGAUUUCUGA
This is a messenger RNA of Echinostoma caproni, 249 nucleotides long. Lineage: Eukaryota; Metazoa; Platyhelminthes; Trematoda; Plagiorchiida; Echinostomatidae. The record is from the annotation of a GenBank genome assembly.